CGGCAAACUCUAAUUAUGAGUUGCACCAACCUCGCUUCCCAUUUUGCAUCGAUAUAUUCGGAUCAUAUAUUUCUCAUCUCUUGCUUUUGCAUCGCCUACAUUCCUGUUGAUUCACGAGUUAAGGUGUAGGCGCAUAUGUUCGUUGUUGAUUCUCUUCUGCAUUACUUACGGCUCAUUUGAGGAAGCUUACGAGGUUCAAUAAUUAAUCAUGUGUGACACUAUGUCGAUACCUACUAUAGAUCGACCUGCUAAAGCUGGUCUUGAGAAUAUUGAAUAUUUAGAGGAUGAAAAGAAGACGAAGCUCGGGUCUUUGAAAAAGGUAGCAAUCAAUGCAUCUUCAAAGUUCAAACAUUCCUUGCAUAAGAAGGGGAGGAGGCAUAGCAGGGUUAUGUCUGUUGCUAUUGAGGAUGAUCUUGAUGCAGAAGAGUUGCAAGUAGUUGAUGCUUUUCGUCAAACACUAGUCUUGGAAGAGCUAUUACCCUCAAAACAUGAUGAUCAUCACAUGAUGUUAAGGUUCUUGAGGGCAAGGAAGUAUGACAUUGAUAAAACAAAACAAAUGUGGGCAGAUAUGCUUCAGUGGAGGGCAGAGUUUGGUGCUGACACCAUCAUGGAGGAUUUUGAAUUCAAGGAGAUAGAAGAAGUUCUAAAAUACUACCCACAAGGGCAUCAUGGAGUUGAUAAGGAAGGGAGGCCUGUUUACAUUGAAAGGUUGGGUCAGGUGGACUCUAACAAGCUGAUGCAAGUAACAACUAUGGAUCGCUAUCUUAAGUACCACGUAAGAGAAUUUGAGAGGACAUUCACUGUUAAGUUCCCUGCCUGUUCAAUUGCAGCAAAGAAGCACAUUGACCAAAGCACAACUAUCUUGGAUGUGCAAGGAGUGGGUCUCAAGAGUUUGAACAAAGCUGCAAGGGAUCUCAUCCAGCGUCUUCAGAAGAUUGAUGGUGACAACUAUCCUGAGACCUUGAACCGUAUGUUCAUCAUCAAUGCUGGUUCUGGAUUUAGGCUGUUGUGGAACACUAUUAAGUCGUUCCUUGAUCCUAAGACCACCUCAAAAAUCCACGUACUAGGUAACAAAUACCAGAGCAAGUUGCUUGAAAUCAUUGAUGCCAGUGAACUUCCAGAGUUCUUGGGUGGUACUUGUACUUGUGGAGACAAAGGUGGUUGUUUGCUUUCAGACAAGGGACCAUGGAAUGACCCAGACAUCUUCAAGAUGGUUCAAAAUGGAGAAGGAAAAUGCAUGAGGAAAACCUUGUCCGGGAUUGAAGAGAAAGCAAUGCUUGACGACGAACCAACAUUCCGAAAGGUAUGCGAUGUUUUUCUGCCAAAAGGGGGGCAUGCCGAACUCGUUACUGCUCCAGAUAUCGCAGAACAGUUAACCUUUGUCCCUGUGAUAGACAAGCCGGUCAAUGCAUCUUGGGAAAAAGCCGUACAAAAUGAUCAACUUGCACUUUCUAAAGAUUGUUUACCUAGCAAUGCUUCUAACGGGUUUAGAAAUCCAUUUACUGGCGGAAUCAUGGCCCUUCUUAUGGGAAUUAUAACAAUGAUCCGCAUGACAAAGAGCAUGCCAAAGAAAGUCACUGAAGCUGCCUUUUAUAGUAAUCCAGUAUAUUCUGAAAGCAAUAUGAUGAAAGCACCUGUUAUUUCCGCUGAUGAUCAAAUGGCCCUGAUGAAGCGCAUGGUUGAACUAGAAGAGAAGGUGAAAGUCCUCUCUAUGAAACCUGCCAUACCACCUGAACUGGAAGCAAUGCUGAACAAUGCUCUAAAGAGAGUCAGCACUCUAGAGCAAGAAUUGGAUACUACCAAAAAGGCACUUAAUGAUGCCCUUACUCGACAAGUGGAUCUCCAAGCCCACGUUGCCAAAAAGAAAAAGAAGUUUUUCCGUUGGUAAGAAGAUAGGUACCUAUUGCUGUCUGACCUCAAAUAUGUAACAUUAGAAAGAGUUGUAAUUUGUUGGUGGCGUUUCUUAAUC
Messenger RNA from Cajanus cajan (pigeon pea), 1969 nucleotides. Its product is annotated as phosphatidylinositol/phosphatidylcholine transfer protein SFH3. Lineage: Eukaryota; Viridiplantae; Streptophyta; Magnoliopsida; Fabales; Fabaceae. The record is from RefSeq and is a predicted model, not a curated record.